Gryllus bimaculatus (two-spotted cricket) is the source of this 2505-nucleotide messenger RNA. The record is from the annotation of a GenBank genome assembly. NCBI's taxonomy places the organism in Eukaryota, Metazoa, Arthropoda, Insecta, Orthoptera, Gryllidae.
GUCGGUUCUCUCCGCUUAGCGCUGCAAGACGUCUGUAGUCUUAAGUGGGUUUUCCCGUGUGGCUGCAGAAAAUCUCACAUUGGGAGUUAAAUGAAUUGCCGAACGAACGAAUGGUCUACGGGUGUGAAGAAUGAUGAAUGCAGCUGAGAAGUGAGGGCAUUCAGAAAACGUGUCACACCAGGAAAAGAAACGAUGUGGAUGUUGAACGCCUUCCGGACGAGUGUGCAAUGAGUAGGAGUGACGAUUCAAAAACGAGAUGCGUUUGUCACUGCUGGAAAUAGAAACUUCAUGUUUAUCGUGGGCGGGGCUGCUGUUGCCAUGUACGCGUCUCGCAGUUCACGUACACGUGUACCGUUAAGGAGGAGUAUGGAGCUGCGCGGAACUCCAAUGUGGGCCAGUGAGUCUCUCUGUGCAAUGCAAAUGGGAACAAUGAAGUUUGGUUUUACUAUCAUCAGCUUCGUAAUUUUUCUGACGCUUAUCACAAACUCGUGCACAAGCAUCAAUCGACCAAACCUCACCUGUGCAGAAACUUUAAGAUCUCAUCUUGUUCCUAUGCCAAUGAACUGUGUGGAUACAAGUUCUGAAAGUUACAUAUACAAUUGCACGAAAGUUUAUCAGUCUCAGAGACAUGUGAAGUGGAUGAUAGAAAUAAUGCUAAUGGUUAAACUGGGUAACUACGGGGCGGACGAACCAUAUGAAGAAAAAGAAAAUUGUAUUGGAAUAAAUGUUUGGAAAGGAAAAUCUGCUGACGCAGGAAGCCAUUUCAUAAUGAAUUUGUCACCUUCUAAGAUAAUUGGAACUGUAAAUCUGAAGAGGUGUGGAACUAUAAGGCCGCGCAGCUGCGCGUUCGAAGUGAAGGUGCUGCCGGCGCUGCUGGCGCUGCCGCAGUUCCAGUUCGCACCGGACGAGCCGCCGUUCUGGAACUUCUCGUCGCCGCUGUUCCGCUUCGACGUGGGCUGGCUGUACUGCCUGGAGGCGGCGUCGGGCCGCGGCCCGCCCGCUCACUGGCCGGCGGCGCUGCCCGGGCUGGCGGGCGCGUCCGUCGCCUGUGUGGUGCUGGACGGGGUCUUCGGCGCCGACGCGCUGGGGCCGCUGCCCAGCCUCAGCCGCCUGCCGCUGCUCGAGAACGUCGUCAUCAGGAACAGCCCCAUGCGCGGGUUUCCUCCGGGUUAUUUUGAUAAAUCUGAGAAAAUAAAGUCACUGGUUAUAAAACAUAGCGUUUUCCGUAAAAUACCGUCGGAAAUUACAGUUCUGAAGAAAUUACGGUUAUUUUCGCUUGAAUCGAUAGUACAAAAUUUCACCUUCGAUCCAAACAUACUCUCAGCUUUCACAAAUUUGUGGACAUUAAACCUAGCAGGCACACGCAUAGAACACUGGCCAGGAAACAUCCCAAAACUGCAAAAAUUGAGCAUUUUGGAUUUGAAUAGAUGUCAAAUGAAAACAUUCUCUGCAGCAACACCAAAUCUUCCCGCGUUGAAAUAUUUAAGUCUGAAACAAAACCUGAUAUCGUUCCUUGAUCCCGAUGCAUUUGCGGGGAUUCCAAAUAUAAGAGCCAUAUUUCUAAACCAAAAUUUUAUAAAUAUUUUGCCUCCCGAGAUUUUCGUUGGCCUGUAUCGUCUCCAUACGCUUGAUCUCACCUCUAAUAGAUUAACUGAGUGGCCUCAAUUGCCACCUAAUGAUUUUUUGAAAUUAAAUUUAUCUGCUAACAAUAUUUCAAAAUUAAUUAAUUUAGGAUGUCAGGUGAGAAGUAUAGACUUUUUGGAUUUCUCGUCUACUAAUUUAUCACAAUGGGACGACCCCAAGGUAUUCCUCGCGGAGGAGAAUUGUACAAAAGCGUUUCCUGUGAGGAGUCGUUGGUCGAAGUUGGCGCCGUCGAAGUUGGCGCCGUCGCCGCCGGCCGCCCCGCGCGCCUGGGUCUCCCGCGUGAACCUGUCGUCCAACAGCAUCGCCGUCUUCUCGGCCGCCAUGCUGCGCUCGCUGGACGCGCUCGCGUGGGCGCAGCUGGGCGGCAACGCCGUGGACUGCGGCGCGUGUGCGUCGUCGGCGCUGCAGGGCUGGCUGCGCUCGGCGCGCGCGCAGGCGGUGGCGGCGGGCGGGCCGGGCGGCGUGCGGUGCCGCACGCCGGCCGCGUGGGCGGGCCGCCCGGUGCUGAGCGUCGACUUCGACGCGCUGUGCGACACGCCGCGCCCCGCGCUAUGGCUCGGCCUGGGGCUGGCGCUCGCCGGCGCCUUCGCGCUCGUCUGCGCCGCCGCCGGCCUGCUGCUCUACUUCCGCACCGAAGUCGCGUACCUGCUGCACCUGGCCAAGCGCCAAGAACCGGAAGUGGGUGCUGCGGCGGCUGGUGCCUCUCCUGGAGCAGCGUCCGGGCAGCUUCUCCGUUUGCCUCUUCGACCGGGACUUCCCGCUGGGCUCCCACAUCGUCGCCAACAUCGCCGACGCCAUCGACCAGAGCAGGAAGGUCCUUCUCGUCCUCUCCCAACACUUCAUCCAGAGCAAGGUGCGUAG